Molecule: messenger RNA, 2927 nt
Organism: Brienomyrus brachyistius
Lineage: Eukaryota; Metazoa; Chordata; Actinopteri; Osteoglossiformes; Mormyridae
Exons: 5
Coding region: 438-1670 (410 amino acids)
Source: RefSeq, a predicted model, not a curated record
ACCUCUUUAGGUUCCUGCAUCAUGCGGUACUGAUUGAAAGAAAAGCCGGCGUAAAAACCUCUGGGUGACAAUGAAGGAUUGCGUUCUCUUAUUCUAGAUUACAUCUUUUUUUUAUAUAUAUGUAGCUGAAUUGAGCCCUUUGAAUUGGCCUCUAAGUUGUCUGGAUAAUAAACUAGCCAUUUUCGUGCAGUAAGCCUGGUGAUCUGAUUUGUUAAUGGGACGGUUAGUGAGUCGCCAGAUUGUUUUGCAUGUAAUUUAAAAAAGUGGAAAAAUCUCUGUUAAUCGGGAAGCACGUGUCUCUGUCGCUAGCUAUUUUUCCAGGAGUUAUUUCAUUCAUUUUGGCAUAUCGCUCGUUUUGUUCUUACAAACUCAGUAUUAAUUAAAUCAGUCUGACUUUGAUUAACGUUUGUAAAAUAAGACGCAGAGCUUCCAAGUAUAUGUCUCUUUACACGCCAAGUCUAAUAUUAAAACACCGUUGUGGAGCGGCUACUAUCAUGUUUAAUAGUGAGAAAACAAGUGGAAAUGCACGAUCUUUGGAAGGAGUUAAAACACAUGACCUCGACUCCACAAAUGAACGCACUUCGUCCAAGCCAAGUGACAGUUUUAAUUAUCAUGAUUUUCUAGUAUUAAAUCAUCAGGAAGACGGCUCCUCUUUUUCAAGAUUCCUGCGACAAAGAAAACUUAUUCUUCAUAUCGAUCUCAACAACACGAUCCUGGUGUCUGACACAGUCACCAAACAAGGGACUAUUGCGGCUUUGGACUACUUUCUGUCUACAGUUACUUGGGGACGAAUAACCAAACAAGGUAAAUGGGAGUGGAUAAGUGAUUCACCCUCCCUCCUCCCACCUUGUGAGGGCGCUGUGAGUUACUACUCCCACUUUGGUCGGGUGGCAGGCUUCACCAGCACUGCAGCUGGGCGACGCUUCAGGGGAAUCCUGGAGGAGCACCUGGACAUGCUGCUUUGGCCCACAGAGCAGAAGGAGGACCGGGAGCUCUCUGUGAGAGGCGAGGAUGGCCGACUGUACCACUGGAUUCUGCCUUCCUUUUUCCAGCUGCUGCAGGACUUGGCCGCCAUGGGUGGGGAGUUCGGCAUCGUCUUCCGCACAUUUGGGACGGACCUGCCACGACUGCUUAGCGCCCUGCAGCGCGUACUGACCCAGGGCUCUCACCCGCUCUUCCCUGACCUCCCGGCACUCGGGUUGACCGUUAACACCAUCCCAGGGCGCAUCCGCUGCAGCCGAAGAGGCGCCAGUCUGAGCCGGGGUGAUGAGCGUGUGCUACACCAAGAUGGGGAGCGGUGCCUUUACCAGUUCUUCAGCUCUGUCCAGGGCCUGGGAGGCUUCCAGGACGACUUUGACUGGUGGGCUCGCAACUCCUACUCCAUCCUGGGUGGAAAGCCACUGCUGGUGGACCCCUUUGACCCCACAGUGCAGCACAUCUUCAUAGACGACAACAUCCGCCUGGAUGACAAGGACACCAUUGUCCAGCCAAAGGUGUUUUUGGACCCAGAGGGUAUGCUGACACGUGUGGCCUCCACCUCUGAACUGUAUGAUAUCUGCCUGGUGCAAAAUGACCUUCUGCAGGCCAUCUCCAAUCGCAGCUACUUCAUCCAGCGUAUCCAGAUCUGCUCGGAGAACUACGAGAGGAACCUAAUGCAGGGACCCAGCUAGACGGUAGUUGGGGGGGCACCAAGUUCGUGUAGGAGUUUUUUUGGUUUUUUUUUUUUGAAAAUGGCACUUUAGGAUUUCACAGGUGUCCUCUUGCUGCAGGAAAGACACUUAGUUACUGAGUUGCUGCACUAGUGGUACAGGUCAGCUGUCAUUAGGUUAAUUGUGUGUGUGUGGGGUUGACUCACACUUUCAGGCCAUUUAGCUGCAAAAAAUGCUCCAGAGUAUGUCAGGCAUGUGACCUCACUGCAUGAUUUCUGUCCUCCAUGAAUGAGUUCCCUCUCGCGUCUCUGCUUUAUGAGCCUACAGCAGGACCAUUGGGGGGGCACUGGGGAGCGAGGCAUGGGGAGCUGUUUCUGGAAGCGCUGGAGAAGGUGUUCAUUUGAAAGUACAUGUAUUAAAUACACAGAUGUCUUUUAUUAGCGACAAACAUCAAAAUAACCAAAAAAGGAAUUUGUGAAGUUUUAUAGCUAUAUUUUCUCAGCAUUGUCGGGUGAGCAUGGAUUGGUAAUACCUGAGUGAUAGUUGCACUGGGUCAGAAGACUGUUGAACUGAAACUGCGGGUCUCCAUCCAGGUUGUAUUGUGUGCAUGUACACUGGAGUCUGCAGUGCUGCACUAUGGUGUUUCUUGGUAUAUUCCCAAUACAAAAUGACAAAAUGAAGCAGGGAACGCUUAUCAUAUUGAUGUGAAAUGGAUCGAAACGCGUCGAUUUUAAAGAGCAAUUCAAUUUCAGUUAGAACAUUUGCUUUUCUCAAUCUGCCAUGAUGUUGACAUGAGUCUGCAGCUGAACACAGGCUGGAAUCUGUGUCUUGAUUGAUGUGACACCUUUAACUGGUUUAACUGGAGUGCUUGUGUUGGGUAAUGUGGAAAAUUUUAUUGGUCAGAGAACCGUAAGACAAAAUAUUUAAUCUGGAGUAUUUAAGCAUUCCUUUGCACUUGAUUUAUAUGUGUGUGUCUGUCAGAUGUAUUGCACUGUUAAAUGCUGUAUUGACUGUCUUAGGUUACGUUUUUGUUGUGUUCCUUUCUGAACGUUUCUAAUUACACUAACUAGGAACUGACCACCCCCAGUAUAAUUUUGGACCAGAUGAUAUAUAUGUUAGUAGGACCAUGAAUCGACUAAAAAAUUAACUACUUAAUCACACAGUUUUCUAUGACUGAUCAUGAUUAACUGCACCUAACAUUAAAACUUAUGCAUAUUUACAUAUUGUAUCUCCAAAUUUUGAGUUUCCCUCCAGGGGUCAAUAAAGUAUUUAUCCGUC